UAUUUUGUUCGUCGAACUUGUGUUCUGUGACUCUUAUAAUUGAUCUAAAUUUGUAUUUUUAAAAAGUGCCAUAUAAAGACGAGUGAAAAAAAAUCAAAGGAUAUGCGGCUCUUCUUUUCUUCCCAGAAUUGACAAUGCGGCACUCAGUGCGCAUGCGCCAAUUUCCAGGAAGCGUUAACAUUUUUUUCUUUCACCAGCUGAUAGCCAAAUUGUCAACAGUUAAGUCAGCGCUACCCGCACGGCUGAAACGACACUAUACACGACCAAACACGACUAGAACAGAGGUCAAGACGUCGUCAGUGAGACGUGACUCUCGGUCUGUUUUGGGAAGCAGCACAAGUGACCAAAAGCACCUGUCUCCACUGAGGGAGGAGGCCCAGCCCCCCUGCUGUCUCUGGUCAGUAUGAGCUCCAGAGGGAGCGGAGGCCGCUCCAACGGCACACUAACGCAGACCAAGAUUUGCCAGUUCAAGUUGGUGCUGCUGGGGGACAUGGCUGUGGGCAAGUCCAGUUUGGUGCUGCGUUUUGUCAAAGGGCAGUUUGAUGAGUUCCAAGAGACCACUAUAGGAGCUGCAUUCCUGGCACAGUCGGUGUGUCUUGAUGAUACCACAGUGAAGUUUGAGAUCUGGGACACUGCAGGACAGGAGCGAUACCACAGCCUGGCUCCCAUGUACUAUCGUGGCGCUCAGGCUGCUAUUGUUGUCUUUGACAUCACCAAGCCGGAGACGUUUGAGAGAGCCAAGGCCUGGGUGAAGGAGCUGCAGAGGCAGGCCAGUCCUAACAUUGUUAUUGCCCUGGCUGGAAACAAGGCUGACCUGGCCGAGAAGAGACUGGUGGAGUAUGAGGAAGCCCAGACAUAUGCCGAAGACACUGGUUUGCUUUUUAUGGAAACCUCUGCAAAGACAGCCAUGAACGUCAAUGAGCUGUUCCUGGCCAUUGCAAAAAAGAUGCCAAAAACAGACACCCAAAACCCAACGCAUGCAGCCCGACAUCGGGGAGUCAACCUGCAGGACCCAGAUGCUCAUUCCACCCGAGCCUGCUGUGGAGGGAACUAGACUUCCACAACUCCCUACCACCUGUAUUCUACCAUCCACACCACCACAGCCCUACAACCAUCUCGUCUCUUUCAAUCAACUUACAGGGGGUGAGCCUUUACUCUGCAUUCAUCUUCCUGUUCAAGCAGAGAGAAUAAGAGGAGAGGAAGAACCAAAAAAGCAAGCAGAGAUGGAGGACAGAGACAGCGUUUCACACGUGUCUGUUGACCAACAACUCUGAUUCCACAUUUGGAAAGACACGGUAUAGAGAAGACUGAGAUUAAGAGGAAUGUAGAAGAUGGUGGCAAGCCUGUUCUAGUAUUUAGCACUAAUUGUGAAAUUUCUUUCGUGUUCACUCUGCCUUGCAUCAUUUUCAGUCACGGCCCCGAUUGGCACAAACUGAGCAGCACAUGUUGCCGAGUGUCCCGAAAGGAGAAAAAAAGGGCCGAGGCAUUAAAAGAGCCAAACGGCUGAGAUGGCAGUCACCCCCCCCCCAGCUUGCAGCUGCUUGCUUUUCCCCUCUAAUAAGAUCCUUCUGUGAAUAAAUACCGAAUUGAACCCCGGGAAUGAGUUUGAACCCUUCUCUGUCCUGCCCGACCCUCCUGUGGCUCAGUUUGUCUGACAAGUCAAUUCGUACCUAUUUAAUGUUCCAUGUUCCUACUUCUCUUGGCUGCAGACUGAUAAGCUUCAGCAUCUCUGAUUCCUCCCUUAUUUAGUCUAAAUGGUAACCCAAAAAGUUAAGACGUGAAGUAAACAUUUCAACUUCUGACAAGUUCUGAAUUAGUGAAACUAAAGCUCAGCAAGUCUGAGAAUUAUUUAUUGAAAGAUUGAGGUACAUGCAGUUAGUGUGAAUAAGCUUGCUGUAGCUCUUUACAGCAGUAAUAUACACUGGAUGUGAAGUGUAUAACUAUGACAUGGACAGGGUUACUAAAUCGUUAUUCUGAUUGGCAUCUAUAGCUUUCCAUCUGGAAAUGGUAUUCCCAAAUGUCAAGGAAUUGAUUAAAUUCCAUUGUCCUCCCUGUUUGGUUUAGACUAUGAGGCUUGUAAUAAACCUCCUUGGUCUGGAGUAUAUCUGCACAUGUUGUGUUCAGCUUAAAUGGCAUAACUGUUUCCUUUACCUUACUAGAAUGAGCUGUGUGCUCAGUGGCUGUCAAAGGCUUGGCUGAAGAAAAUGAGGAAAGAAUAGAUAAAAAAUACACACAAAAAAAACAGAAGUGCCUACUCCCUGUUUUCUUUCUGUCAAUCAUGUUUGGGGCUUUCUUUGAGUGUGUGCUUUGCAGACAAGGCGCAAGACUACUCCCUGACGUUGGUUUGCACCAUAAACCAAAAACCUGGCACCCCGUCAUUAGGCUAUACCGUACUGGCUCUUUGUAUGGAUGUAGAGAUCCUGUCGAAUACACUGUAUGUUAAAUAUUGUCUUAAUUUCACUGAGAAUGUUUGUUGACUUCAGCAGAGCACACUUGUGAACCUGGAAUGGAUCGUUUAAAGGACUCUGAUCAAUGUUAUAAAUCAGUGGGAUUUAAACACA
Messenger RNA from Maylandia zebra (zebra mbuna), 2561 nucleotides. RefSeq names its product RAB5B, member RAS oncogene family (gene rab5b). Lineage: Eukaryota; Metazoa; Chordata; Actinopteri; Cichliformes; Cichlidae. The record is from RefSeq and is a predicted model, not a curated record. Gene Ontology annotation, molecular function: GTPase activity; GTP binding.